CUGGCACUAGCAUAAGGAAACAAGGGUGUUUAUAGUGAUUCUAUCUCUGGUGCUGCUCGAUAUCUCCGAUAUGCUGGAACACGACAUAGAUGGUCUGGAAAACCAACACACUAGCCUCUGCUAUGUCCAUUGAUGAGCAUGUAGUAUAUUCAAAUACAACUAUUGGGCAUCAGCCGUAGUUAUUGGUGUUGAACCUCACUGCUUCUCUGGUCCACACGCAGAGCAGCGAUGCUAGAAAUCGUCUACGGUCUUGAACCAGUUCUUGAAGUGUUUACACAUAUCUUGGGUCAAAGAAGUAACAAUGUUACCACCAACAAUUGUGCAGCAUAUUUUGCUCCAGCGCUUGCAGAUCUCUAGUUGCCACUGCCUCUCAGUCCCUGAUUCGCCUUCAAUAAUCUAAAUGGAAUACCAACCCGCUAGAAUGCUCAGCAGAGUAAAAGUGAAAGACCCGCCAGACCUUCCAAACUCAUACAACUCCUGCACUUCGGCUGUUGCCACGUGUGCCGCACAGCACCCCGCAACCGGGCCUGGUGGAAUCCCAACCAUCACCACCUUCCCGGGACACCUCAAGGUGACGACCCCCCAUUACCCAGUACCGGAUAGCACGCGACAAGACUUUCAUGGGGGAGUGUACGGCCAUGAAAAGUAGGAUCCGCACUGACACCACACAGAGACUAGAGCAAACAUGUGAGGGCCAGAAAGAAGACAAAGGCGAGAAGGAGGAAAGAUCGAACAGCAACUAGAGACCUGCAAGGGCAGGAUCAAAUCGUGCUGUGCAAGAGUACAGCGAUGUUGCGAAUUGUAAGUGUACCAAGAAAUACAGUUUUUAUUUCGGCAAAGGUGCGCUAGUGGAGAACGGCAAUAAAAACGGUUAGUAUGGAACACGAAGUGGAAAGUAAGAGUAUUUACCUAUCCAGAAAACAGUGAGUUUACGCGGCUGAACCAUGGGCAGAUAACAAAGUACAAGUGUGUGUAGGAAUAGAGUGGAUAUUAUGUGUAGCAAUAUUUUAUUAAGACAAGGAAGAGAAAAGGUUUUGGAAGAGGCG
Molecule: messenger RNA, 1046 nt
Organism: Linderina pennispora
Lineage: Eukaryota; Fungi; Kickxellomycota; Kickxellomycetes; Kickxellales; Kickxellaceae
Exons: 1
Coding region: 401-649 (82 amino acids)
Source: RefSeq, a predicted model, not a curated record